AUGGCAGUGACCUAUGAUGAUGUACAUAUCAGCUUCACUCGGGAAGAGUGGAAUUUGCUGGAUCUGUCCCAGAAGAAUCUCUACAAAGAUGUGAUGCUGGAAACCUACAGGAACCUUGCUACUAUAGGAUUCUUUUGGGAAGACCAUAAUACUAAAGAACACUGUCCAUUUUCUAGAAGACAUGAAAGGAUUGAAAAAAUUCAAACUGGAGAGAAACUUUCAAUAUAUAUUCAAUGUGGUAAACUCUUGACCUAUGACAGUCACCUAAAAGGGAAUGAAAGAACACAUACUGGAGAGAAGCCCUAUAAAUGUAAUCAGUGUGGUAAGGCCUUUGCAGCUCAGAGUUAUGUUCAAAAGCAUAAAAGAACACAUACUGGAGAGAAACCCUAUGAAUGUAAUCAGUGUGGUAAGGCCUUUGCACAGAAUGUUGCUCUUCAAUGCCAUAAAAGAACACACACUGGAGAAAAACCAUAUGAGUGUAAUCAGUGUGUGUUGGACUCAUCUAUGAUUGCUCGAAAUCAGAACGCAGCUUGA
Molecule: messenger RNA, 534 nt
Organism: Chionomys nivalis (European snow vole)
Lineage: Eukaryota; Metazoa; Chordata; Mammalia; Rodentia; Cricetidae
Product: zinc finger protein 120-like
Exons: 4
Coding region: 1-534 (177 amino acids)
Biological process (GO): regulation of DNA-templated transcription
Source: RefSeq, a predicted model, not a curated record